AUGGAGGAGGCCCAUGUGCUGAGGAGUGGCUGUGGGCAGGCAGUAGUGCUCCAUAAGGUGACCAGUGUAGGCAGCGAGAUGGGAACGAAGGUGUGGAGGAGUCCUGUCCUAAGAGGAGGCCGGUUAGAGCUGUGGUUCUCAGAGUGUGGCCCCUGGAACAUCAUUAUCAGCAUCCCCACCACCUCCUUAGAAAUGCACAUUCUUGGACUCACUCCAGACCUACUGAACCAGGAGCUCUGUGGGUGGAGUCCAGCAGUCUGUGUUUCACAGGCCUUCCUUGUGAUUUUGAUGCCUGGGGAAGGUAUGGGCUCUACCCCUCAAGUGCACAUCCAAGACCCACAGGAGGAUGGGGUCCAAGUGCUGUGCAUGGCCCUGGGGUGGUUCCUGAAGCCUCAGAUGAUCUGCAAGCAGAUCUUGACUGGAGGAAAUCCGUUUACCUGGCUGGUGAGUGACUUUCCAGAUAGCCUUGUGUCUUCCAUCUUAAUUAAGCCAAGAGGUAUCUCCUCUCCUUGUGCCAUGCAGAGGUAUGUGGACCCUUCCCUGGGCGCAGAAGUGGAAGCUGAGGAGUUCGUGUUGAUUGGCCCUCAGAAACCCACUGUGGCAGUGCUGGGUGGGGUCAUAAUGCUGCCAUGUCAUGUGUUCCUGGCCAUGAAUGUGGAGAACAUGGAGCUGUGGUGGUUCCGCUCAAAUUUCUCAGAAGCAGUGUUCAUCUAUCAAAACCAGUGGGAGCAGAGAGAGGUGCAGUUGGCCCAGUACACAGGGCGGACUUCACUGGUGAAGGAAUUCCUCACCUGGGGAGAGACCAUCCUGCACAUCCACAAGGUUCAGGCUUUCGACAACGGGCUAUAUACCUGCUUCUUCAGAAAGGGAAGCUUCUGUGAAUCUGCCAGUUUGGAACUGAAGGGGGCAGGUGUGGGCUCUGCCCCUCGAGUGCACAUCGCAGGGCCAGAGGAGGACGGGGUCUGAGUGUUGUGUAAGGUGCCAGGUUGGUUCCCGGUGCAGUGGAGAGCCCUCAGUGGAGAGAAGUUUUUGACAUUCUCUGAGACCCAUACCCAAAAUGCUGAAGGGCUGUUCAAUGCGGAGGCUGUGCUGGUGGUGAAACAUAGCUCUUCGGAGAAUGUGACCUGCUCCCUUCUUAACCCAAUCCUGAGCCAAGAGAAAGCAAUUGUCAUUUCUUUCCCAGAGGACUUCUUUCCCCAGACUUCUCUCUGGAUGUCAGCUUUCAUGGUGAUCCUGACCUUGUUGAUAUUCUUAUUCUUUGGGACUGCCUACUACACCAAGGGAGGACAAACUGCUAAGUGCCAGGAGAUGAAGGAAUGGGAGAAACUCCAUAGGGAAAAAGUGGAGGACCAGUGGGCAAAGGAGGAGGCAUUGAAAGCCAGAGAUGAACUCCAAGCAGAUCUCAACUGGAGGAAAUCUGUUUAUCUGACCGUCUGGAGGAAGGCAUAUAUGUAUGCAGAUUGGUGGAAGGAAAAGUUCCUGACUUUGUCUGUCACUCUGGAUCCAGGGUCUGCAGAUCCAAACCUUGCUGUUUCUAAUGAAAAGUCUUGUGUGACCUGGAAGGAUACAACUAAGGACCCAGGAAAACACUGUAGCAUCUUAAGUCAUGAAGGCAUCACAUCAGGGCGCUGUGUCUGGGUGGUGGAUAUCAGGAAUGGAGACAGAAGUGAAUGGUCUCUGGGUGUCUGUAGAAGAGAUGUAGAGAGGACAUACUGGUACCAAGAGUGCCCAGAAGGGGGGUUCUGGGCUGUGGGAGUAUAUUUGCAAAAUUACUGUGCAUAUUCCAACUUUGUGAUUCUGCUAUUCUGUAGACAAGUUCCUCACAUAGUGGGGGUUUUCCUGGAUGUUGGAGGAGAUGUCUCCUUCUACAAUAUGACUGAUGACUCCCAUACAUUCUUCUUCCCUCUAGCUUCCUCCUCUGGGACUCUGUUUCCAUACUGGAUGUUGAAGUCAGGAGACAUGUCCCUCACCAUCUGCUCUGUGGUGGCUGGGCCUGCAGAUACCCCUGUGCCCCUUCCUUCUCCUUUGGAGGAUCCUAUGAGCCUCUCAGGGCAAGGGCUCAGGUCAGGCUCUGAUGUUUAUGGUGCUCUUCCAGGGGCUGAAUCUCCAUUACUCCCCUGCAGCCCUGAAGUUAUGUUACCGUAG
Molecule: messenger RNA, 2145 nt
Organism: Enhydra lutris kenyoni (northern sea otter)
Lineage: Eukaryota; Metazoa; Chordata; Mammalia; Carnivora; Mustelidae
Product: butyrophilin-like protein 1
Biological process (GO): T cell receptor signaling pathway; regulation of cytokine production
Cellular component (GO): external side of plasma membrane
Molecular function (GO): signaling receptor binding
Source: RefSeq, a predicted model, not a curated record